Scophthalmus maximus (turbot) is the source of this 4032-nucleotide messenger RNA. RefSeq names its product adhesion molecule with Ig-like domain 3 (gene amigo3). Gene Ontology annotation, biological process: brain development. The transcript has a single exon. The record is from RefSeq and is a predicted model, not a curated record. The coding region runs from base 1321 to 2979 and encodes 552 amino acids. Gene Ontology annotation, molecular function: protein binding. Lineage: Eukaryota; Metazoa; Chordata; Actinopteri; Pleuronectiformes; Scophthalmidae.
GCACCAGCAGCGACAGACUCAGCUCAGUUAGAGGUGGCAGUGAGCGCACACAGCUCAACCUCUGCUCGCACAUCUGGCAUAAGCCUGGACUUUCACGUCUGGAGACGGACAGGCGACUUUCCUCCUCUUCUUCAUGUGGUGUUUUCUACUGAUCCUCGGAGGAGAGAACAACUGGACCGGGAUCAGGAGGAGGAGAGACGGAGAGAGAGUGAGAGAGAGGGAGGGAGGUUUCAUGUUUCAGAGUUCACAGAAUCCUCCUGCUGCUGAAAAGCAACACAAAGAGGAAUUUAACGAGCUGCCGGAUUAAAGCCACAGAGACUGAGCCUCCCGCUGCCUGUGUGAAGUCGAGUGGACAGGAUGCUGACUUCUCCGUAAAUCUGAUCUGGGGCAGGCUGUGGGCGGCGUGCAGCCGGGGGCCGUGAUUCACAAAAACCCAACUUAGCGUGGAAAGGGGGAAAAAAGAGAUGCUACAAAUGAGACGAGGCCCCUUUGUUGUAAAAGAAGCAGCCGAGUGGAGACAAGAGUGAAAGUUGAAGUCUGGUUAACUGCUUCAGGAUAAAGAAAAUCCACCUGGAGCCCGAACGAGGAGUCAAGCAGCUCCAGAGGUCGAGGACACAACCCGGAGUAAAAGUCAUGGACAGAUUCAGGAGGUGAGGAAUCGAGUCUGGAGGCACUGAGGUGCAGCGAUGGGAGAAAUUAGAGGAAGUUUUCUCUGACAACGUUGUAAUACCACCUCGUCAGCAAAGUGUUCCAUCCAUCUCUCCCUCCACACUUCUCUCUUUUAAAAGCAGGGUUGGAUUCGGCAGAUUUUUUUUCUCUCCCCUCCCCGAUAAAUGCAGUUGGUUUUUCAGCAGAUCACCUGCACCACUAACUGUGUUGCCGCUCCGGAUGGCUGCCAUGUUGGCAGGUGGAUGCAGAUGUAGUCGCAUCAUUCAACAUUAACCGGGCUGGACAAAGUAAAGAGUCGGAGCGCUGCACAAGCUCGCAAGUGGCCACUGCAGCGACACUGUUUGUGUCCUGCAGCUUCUACACAACAGAGCAAAGAGGGUUUGUGAGGCUGAGAGAGAUUUAACCGUUUACACUGGCAGCAACAGCAGAGAGAGGAUUCACCACACGUGACGAUAACAAUGAAAAACCUGUGUGUUCAGACUCGUGUGUUAGUUGGUCAGGAGUCGAUUUAUGUGCAGCCAAAAUGAGAUGAAUCGCAGAAGGAAGGAUGUGAAAAGAAAAAUGAACUGUGGGGAAAAGUAGCAGAGAAAUAUUCUUCGUCACAAAGAGGACGCUGUAAACUGAUGUCCACCGCCUGCUCCUGCUGGCGUCAUGUAUGUUGGUGGUAGUGCUGGUUUCCUGCAGGGUGUGGUGGCACCAACACUUUCAGCAGUGUCACCAUCAUGGUGGUCUGUUGUUGUGCUGGUAGUUUGUCUGCAGCUCGCCCAGCUGAGUCCCGUCCAGGCCAACAUCUGCCCGUCUCAGGCCUCGUCCCCGGCGGAGAGAUGCCUCUGUGCCUCGGACAUCGUCAGCUGCACUGCAUCUGGUCUGGACGAGGUCCCCGCAGAAAUGCCCGUCUCUGUCGUCACUCUGGAUCUCAGCCACAACCGGAUCGAUCAGUUGAAGGCGGGCGCCUUCGAAGGACUUUCUCGACUGGAGACAUUACGGUUGACUCACAACCAGCUGACCACUAUUCACCUGGGGGCUUUUCACAACAUGUCCGGGUCACUGCUCCGACACCUGGACCUGUCGUCCAAUCAGCUUCGUAUUUUGGAGCAUCACUAUUUCCAAGAGUUGUCAGGAUUGGAGGAACUGCUGCUGUUUAACAAUCGUAUUGUGCAGGUGGAGAGCAGGGCUCUGACGGGGCUGGGAAACCUCCGUAAGGCCUACCUCAGUCAUAACCGACUCACUCACUUCCCCUUCUUCACCAUCCAACAGCACAGCCACCCUCACCUGACCAUGCUGGACCUGUCCUCCAACCGCCUGCUCAAGCUGCCCAUGGAGGAUAUCGCCAAUUUACCCGUCACCGUCCAGAAAGGACUCUACCUUCACAACAACUCCCUGGAAUGUGUGUGCUCGAUGUUUGGACUGUUCAGGCGCUGGGAGCAGAGAGAAUAUGCCUCGGUGACAGACUUCAGACAAGAGCACACCUGUCGGGUCUAUGGGAUACAAAAAGGUACCGUGCGCUUCUUCCAGCACGGCCGCUACUUUGACAAGUGCAACCUGACUGCGACGAGUCUGCCGCUCAGCGAGCAGGAGGGCAGGGUCUCCGUGAAGGUGGGACGGGCGAUUCUGCUGCACUGUGUGACCACGCUCAGCAGCCGCAGUGUCACCUUUCUCUGGGUGUCACCAAAUCAGGAGUAUGUGGUGCCGCCGGGGAACAACGGAUCUUUCAAGAUGUUCACCAAUGGAAGCUUGGAGAUCGUGGCGGCGCGUGCAGAGGAUUCCGGUGUCUACUGGUGUAUGGCCCUUGACCAGCAGCAGCAGCGCAACGAAACACACGAGGUCAACGUGACGGUGGUGCUGCACCAUGAGAGCGAGGCUCACGAGUCCUUCAACACCGGAUUCACCACCCUGCUGGGCUGUGUGGUGAGCCUGGUGCUCGUCCUCAUGUACCUGUUCCUGACGCCCUGUCGCUGUCCUCCCUGCCGGAGGGCCCCGGCCCCAGCCGCCCCUAGCGUGGGGAACGAGGCCGGGGCAGGGAGCGCCCAGUCCUCCAUCCUCACCCCGACCCCACCAGCGACCACCGAGGGCCCGGGCCGCAAGGUCAGUACCAACAAGCAUGUGGUCUUUCUGGAGCCAAUUAGAGAGCAGCAGAAUGGCAGACUCAGGGCAGGGCCAGGAUUGGGGGCGGUGCAAGGACACGUGGGGCCAGGUUUACUGCUAGGGCCAGAGCGGCAGCCAAAGCUCCACAGCCAGUCACAGCAGAGGGCGGGGGAGACGGACCACAUCAUGUCCGUGUUCUCAGACACACCCAUCAUGUUGCCAUAGAAACAGGACAAACAGACACAGACCUGCACCAUCACCACCUCUCGCUCACUCUCCUCCUCCUCCUCCUCUGCCUCACCCCCUCCCCACUGCACCCGCGACACGACCAGAGCAGAACCGCGAUCCAGCUCCGACCCGAGGCCGAGUCGCCUUGCCUGAGAACAAAUGCAAUUUUCACACCACGAACAUUGUUGACCAACUGUGCAUGUAAUUGUUAGAACAAGUUUGCACCACAGCCACGAACCACUGCACUGUGAGGGGACGGACAGGGUGGAGACAGUGCUCAUGGACAAGACGUAGGCAGGACGGAGCUGAACUAUCAGAAUCCAAUCAGACCAAAGAAAGACGGAGCCUCAAAGUCCGUUUGAGAUGGGACUGAGAGACAGAGAGCAGAGACUGAGCAAACGUCAGGGGGCGAGGGAGGUGAUGACCACUGUUAGCAUGAACUGAAAACCAAACGCACGAGUCUGUCCCUUUAAGCACGGCUUUACCUUUAAGAAACACUUGCUACAGAUGCCUUCUAGUCUCAUACAGAGAUGUAGAGAAAAUAUUUUUGUCAAGCUUCUCAGUGUCUCCUGUUCUUUUUUUGUGUCAGUUUAGAAGCAAACUGAUGUGAGUGUAUCGUCGUCACACUGUGAAACGUUUUAGAGUAGACAAGCUCCAGAAGAAAGAGCUUUUAGGAAGCAAAAAUAGAAACUGUUUGAAAGGAGAGGUUUGAUUCUGGACUCCUGUACCCCUCCUCUUCCCUCCUUCCUCCCCCCUCCAACCCCUGGAGGGUUGAGAACAAUAGUUGAGCAAACAGGAAAUAAAGAUAUAAAUGAACAACAUCGGUAGAGAUUGUUGAUGCCGGAGGAUCAGAGUCUCCGUUUGGAGAGUUUAUCUAUUUGGUCUUUUUAUAUCUCAGUCUGGGACAAUAAACGUGAAGGUGUAUUGAUAGACGUCCCGUCCCGGGGCCGACAUGUUCUUUAACUUUUCCCUGUCUCACUGCAUCCUGUUGUCCUCACACUGCAUCGUGUCCUCCCUUUAUCUGUGUGUUAAUAAACCUCUGUAUCUGAA